Messenger RNA from Lethenteron reissneri (Far Eastern brook lamprey), 5413 nucleotides. RefSeq names its product tumor protein 63-like. Lineage: Eukaryota; Metazoa; Chordata; Hyperoartia; Petromyzontiformes; Petromyzontidae. Gene Ontology annotation, biological process: regulation of transcription by RNA polymerase II; apoptotic process; protein tetramerization. Gene Ontology annotation, cellular component: nucleus. Gene Ontology annotation, molecular function: protein binding; RNA polymerase II cis-regulatory region sequence-specific DNA binding; DNA-binding transcription factor activity, RNA polymerase II-specific. The record is from RefSeq and is a predicted model, not a curated record.
ACACUCACUCCGACCACGACUCCAGACAUCCUGACACAGAAGAAGGAACUCACUCCUCGCUGUAUCACUCUCGCCGCGUGGCACAGAGUCGAUGAGAGUGGCAGGGGAGAGAGCAGCAGCAGAAAGUCAGGGUUAGGGGCUGAGGGCGGGUGAAUGACAGAGAGCGAGUGGGUGAGUGGCAGAGGGUGCAGGGAGAGGCGAGCGUGAGGGUUUGGGGAAGAGUUGUUGGGGAGAGUUCAUGAAUUAGCGACAAGGUGGAGAUCCGCACGAUGCUGUACGUGAGCAACACAAGCCAGGCGCAGUAUGGAGGGCCUCAGUAUACGACGCUGCUGGGCCCCGUGUCGGCCGCCGGGGUGCAGGGAGCCCCCCGCAUGGAGAGGGGCGGCAGCCCCUUCGGCUCGGAGCCCGGGGGUCCGCUGGCGUCGCCCUCGCCCUACGCGCAGCCCAGCUCCACGUACGAGGCCGCGUCGCCCGCCGCGGCCAUCCCCUCCAUCACGGACUACCCGGGACCACACGGGUUCGACGUCUCCUUCCAGCAGAGCAGCACCGCCAAGUCCGCCACGUGGACGUACUCACCGGACCUGAAGAAGCUCUACUGCCAGAUCGCCAAGACGUGCCCCAUCCAGUUCAAGGUGUUGUCCGUGCCGCCGCCGCCCGCGGGCUGCGUGCUGCGCGCCAUGCCCGUCUACAAGAAGGCGGAGCACGUGACCGAGGUGGUGAAGCGGUGCCCCAACCACGAGCUGGGCCGCGACUUCAACGAGGCCGGACAGACGGCCCCCCCGAGUCACCUGAUCCGCGUGGAGGGGAACAACCACGCACAGUACGCAGAGGACGCGGUCAGCGGGCGGCAGAGCGUGGUGGUGCCCUACGACUCACCACAGGUGGGGACAGAGUUCACCACGGUUCUUUACAACUUCAUGUGCAACAGCAGCUGCGUGGGCGGCAUGAACCGGAGACCCGUGCUCAUCAUCAUCACCCUGGAGACGCGCGACGCGCAGGUGCUGGGUCGCCGCUGCUUCGAGGCGCGGAUCUGCGCGUGCCCCGGCCGCGACCGCAAGGCGGACGAGGAGAACUUCCACCGGCAACAGCAGCCCCUGGACCCCGCGGGGGGCGGCAAGGGGGGCACCAGCGCCGUGGGGGGGCUCGGGGGGCCCGGCAAGAGGCCUAUGAAGCAAGGCUCCCCUGGCCUCCACACAUCCUCGGGCACCAAGAAGCGGCGACUCGGGGACGACGAUGUCUACUACGUCCCCGUGCACGGCCGUGAGAACUACGAGGUGCUCAUGAAGAUCAAGGAGUCGCUGGAGCUGAGCCAGUUCGUGCCCAGCGGAGCCGUGGAGGCCUACAGGCAGCAGCAGCAGCAGCUCUUCCAGCAGCAACCCUGUGACCUCUUCCCCCCAUCUCUCCCCAGGCCGUGCCUGCAGUCGCAGCUCCCCUACCCGGGCCCCCCUCUGCCCAUGGGGCCCAAGCUGCCGUCGGUCAGCCAGUUCGUGGGCCACGGCGCCAUGGGGACGCCGAUGCUGAACGGGCACACGGGGCUGCACGGGGACCUGAACGGAGUGAGCUCCACGCAGCUGCACCUCCCCACGCCCACCCACUGCACCCCCCCUCCCUACAGCCCCGAGUCUGUGGCCAGCUUCUUGACACGACUUGGCUGCGUCGCGUGCGUCGACUUCUUCACGAGCCAGGGCCUGCAGUACGCCAACGAGGUGGCCCAGCUGAGCCCGCAGGACCUGGAGAUGCUGAAGAUCCCAGAGCAGUACCGCGCCGCCAUCUUCAAGGGGAUCCUCGAGCUGAGGUCCCCGCUGCACGACUACGGGACCCCCUCCCACCCGCCGCCCCCGCAUCCCCUGCAGCAGCACCAGCAGCAGCACCAGCAGCAGCAACAGCAGCAGCACCAGCAGCAGCAACAGCAGCAGCAGCAGCACCAGCUGCUGCAGAGGCAGGCGAGCGGAGGAGGGCCCCUGGGAGCGAGCUCUGCCGUGGGGAUGGUCCCCACGGCGGAGCUCCGCGAGGAGCGGAUCAUCGACGCGGUUCACUUCACGCUCAGGCAGACGGUGCAGAUGCCGCGGCACCACGACUGGGUGGAGUACGGGUUCGACCUCCCGGACGGGGCUAAGCGCUGCAAGCAGCAGCAGCAGCAGCAGAUCAAGGAGGAGUACAAGGAGGUGCACUGACCGCUGCACGUGGGAAUGUUGGAGGGCGGCCGUGGGGUCACGGCCGGGGCGGUGAGGACUUGAGCGGUGAUGGUGGUGGUGGUGGCGGCGGCGGCAGCAGCAUCAUCAUCAGCAGCAGCAUCAGCAGCAUCGUCGUCAGCAGCUUCAGUAGCAGAAGCUGUGGUGGUGGUCGUGGCAAUGGGGGUUGGUAUGGCAGCAGCAGCAUGAUCAGUCAUCAUCAUCAUCAAAAUCAUUCUCAAUAGCGGCUUGUAUCAUACGCAUUUGUAGCACUUAUGUAAUCAAUUCCAUUAUCACAACCACCGUCAGCAGCAUCAGUAGCACUUAUCAAUCAAUGCCAUCACCACCGUCGUCAACAGCAGUAUCGUCGGUGCCGCCACCGUCACCUGCACAAGCAGAAAAAAAUCAUCAGCACCAUCACGAUCAUCAUCGACAUUUACACGCACAUUCCUGUUUCUCAUAGCCAGGUGCCUCCUGGGAAUGAGACUCCCAUCGUGGUCUCUUGAGUCCACACCUGGUCACACAGACAAAGACCCCCGUUCAGCCUCAACAGACCGCUGGGGCAAGUGCUGUUAGCGAGUAGCACCUAUGAAGGUCGGCACGGCACACGCGGGGGUGGUUUGCGAGCACCACGCCUAGGCCGCCUUUGUCGAUGUUUUACAGACCGCACCAGGUACUCAUUUGAGGCCGAGUCGACUUAGGAGAGGCCCAGAACCGGUUCAGAUAAUCGUCACUGGUUCUGGCCUUGAGCGGGAAUCGAACUCGGGUUGCCGGGUUCGUAGCGCAGCGCGCUAACCGCUACACUACCGCUCCCUAUACACGCACACACCAAUAUACACACCAUCACACGCACCCUCCCCAACUCACCAUGCUCAUAAUCUUAAUCACAAGUCUUCAGCAACAGAAACAUCACAUAACCGAUGCCUCCAUCAUCGUAUAAUCAAUAUCAGCAGCAUCAACAGUAUCAGAAUACAUGCCUCCAUCAUCAUAUUAUCAAUAUCAUCAUCAGUAUCACAAUGCAUGUCUCUAUCAUCAUCAUCAGCAGCAUCAUCAUCGGCCUGCACGGAUUCCCUGGGGCUGAUGGGAAGCGCGGCGACGAGGGGGCCACUGUCGGCACUCAACCCCUGGCUCGCAGCGACUUUGCUCACAAUGAUAUCUUUUUUAAAAUGUGUAAUUUAUUACAAUGCUCUUCUUCAUCAUCAUCAUCACUGUUGUUAUCGCGUGAGUCGUCUUUGUUCUUGUAGUGGUUGUCGUAGUGAAUGUGGCAGUGGUUGCGGGCCAGACUGCAAACGUGGGAUCACGUGUCGCUCGCUUGCCCGCUCGCUCACAGGGGCCCUUACGCUCCCCCCGGCGAGAGGCGCCUCUCUAUCGCUCGCUCUGUUCUUACGAGGGAGAGAGGCCUGCGACCAGAGGGAGGGAGACCUGGGCUCAGUGACAGCGAGAUCUGGGACCAGUGACAUGGAAAUCUGGAACCAGUGACAUGGAAAUCUGGAACCAAUGCCACGGAGAUUUGGGAACAAUGAGAUGGAGAUUUGGGACCAGUGACAGGGAGAUUUGGGACCAAUGAGAUGGAGAUCUGGGACCAGCAACAGGGAGACCUGGGAACAGUGAGAUUGAGACCUGCGUAGAGUAAGCAGGAACCCUGGGAGCCAAUGGGAGAUCUGGGUACAGUGAGAGAGAUCUGGGUCAAGGUGAGAGGGAGACCUGGGUUCAUUAUCAUCACCAACAGCUUCAUCAUCAUCACACAAUCAAUGCCUUCAUCAUCAGAAACAGCAGUGCGUUGCUGCAGAAUCAUCUGUAAGCAGGCAGCGGUGUCAUCAUCUCUAUCAUCGUCGUAGCGCCACUUGGAGACUUGACCUUGCCACGGGAAUGUGGAAUUGCCACCGCUGGGGAACGCUGCGGCCACUCGGGCCGCUCAAGUUUGGAGGCUUUGCUCGGUGUUUUUUUGCUGUCGUAGCCUGAACGUGGCUCAACUUGUACACAGUAGUUCGAGUAGGCCCGAGAAGAGGCAAUCUCCCCCCUCCACCCCCCCCCCCCCCCUUCUCGCCUGGACCUCCCGUCCCCGGGGGCCUCGUUUAAAACGGGGCAGAGGGAACCGAGUUGACGUGGGACACCCUCGGGCCUACAUGCUGGGCCCUGCGGUUGUUGUUGUUGGAGGGGAGCAGGGGGUUCUAAAACGUACACACGAGGCGGUUUAGUGACGGGCGAGGGAGACGGGAGGACGGUGUGUGGCUCGGUGCCCGUGCCCCUCUCGAAGAGUCUGUUCCUCAUGGAUUAUCAAAGAGUCUGUUCCUAAUAGGGAAUCAAAGAGUCUGUUCCUCAUGGAUUAUCAAAGAGUCUGUUCCUAAUAGAUUCUCAGUUUGUUUCUAAUAUAUUCUCAAAUAUUCUGCUCCUAAUAGAUUAUCAUGAUCAUGUUCCUAAUAGAUUAUCAAAGAGUCUGUUCCUAAUAGAUUCUCAACGAUUAUGUUCCUAAUAUAUUCUCAAAGAACCUGUUCCUAAGAGGCUGUUCUAACAUUUUCUCACCUACCAAGAGGCUGUCCUGAUCGAAUUUUCCAUCUCAGAACCAGACUCUUUAUUUAGACUGGAAGAAUCCGAUGAAUCUCGUUCUCACAGAUGUCCAGUAGGGGCACGGGGUCAGCGAGCUGCAAUCUGUUGGGUGUGUUGUCUCGGCCUGUUCAGAACUGAUUCUCAACAGCCUUGUUUCCCAUCUGAUUCUCAGGAUCAGUUUCUGAUCCUCCCGUCUGCUCUGCUCUGUUUCGCAAGGGUCAAGGGUCAAGGCAGCUGCGGGAAGUCUGUCCCGGCGGCCUCUUCGCCAAAACAACUUUAAGCACAAAUCUGCCUUUUGUCCCCAAUUUUUUGUUGGUGUUCGACUCACGACCCCCCUACCCCCCCCCGGGAGUAGCUGGCAGGGCUGGUGGGAGGGAGAUGCCGGCGGCAGAUCGCCACGCGUCCCCCGGUGGAAGCUCCGAGACAUUUGGCAGAGUGGGAUCCUGUCCGCGUCCGGCACUGGCAAUCCGUUCCCGUCUGGCACCUUAAGAGGGUUGUUCCUGUCCCGUGUUCCCGCCCGCUUUCCCCGCUGUGUUCCCGACUGGAACGCGGUUGGGGGUCGUCGCGCGCCGUCGUGUCCGCUGUCGCGUUAUUGGGCGCUGGGGGUGUGCGGCGUCUGUGUGUGUCUUGUGUGUUAACGGGGAGUUCGGGUCUGGGGCCGUCCAUAAAUGACGGCACGCACCUGGUGGGGGGGG